Messenger RNA from Acanthosepion pharaonis, 879 nucleotides. NCBI's taxonomy places the organism in Eukaryota, Metazoa, Mollusca, Cephalopoda, Sepiida, Sepiidae. The record is from the annotation of a GenBank genome assembly.
AUGUUUCUCAAAGUAUAUUGUUCACAUUGUUAUUUUCCCUAUUCUAUUCCGUUACCAAUUUCUUCUUACCUUCUUCCUGUUUUUCUUACCCUCUUUUUCCCUGCAUUCCUUUUUUCGCCGCCUUCCUUAAUUGUAUUUUUUCUUUCUUUUUUUUUCUUUCUAUCACACUGUUUCCUUUGGUCUUUCCUUUUACAGCUUUCUCUCAAAUGCAGAAAUAUGCAUAAUAUUUUUUUCAAACCAAAACGUUUUGAAUUUUUGCACACACCUAAUACUACGAACUCUUUCUAUCUAUCUAUCUAUCUAUCUAUCUAUCUAUCUAUCUAUCUAUCUAUUACGACAAGAAUAACACGCUUUUUCUUUCUUUCUUUCUUUCUUUCUUUCUUUCUUUCUUUCUUUCUUUCUUUCUCAAUGUCGCGUAGGAGGUCUGCUAUCUAUCUAUCUAUCUAUCUAUCUAUCUACGACGGGCUAAUGCAUCUAUCUAUCUAUCUAUCUAUCUAUCUAUCUAUCUAUCUAUCUAUCUAUCUAUCUCAAAUGAGAGAACAACCAUUUCUGUCCUAUUUUUCUGUCAUCACUCAGCUACUUUCCAUUUCAGGGUGGUUUCGAGCCAAAAACCACGACAUUCACCAGGGACCUCGUUUAGUUUUUUUUCUCCUGUGUCUGCUCAGAGUCCUUCUUACAUCUUCCCCUUUUUCUUCUUUUUUUAAUUGUCUUGCUAUUGUAAAACUUCUCUUCCUUCCGUUGACACCAUCCUUACCUGCCGGAGGUGUAUUUGUCAACGGGAGGAUCCGUGGGUUCUUUCUUCACGACCUCACACCACCUCGUCUUAUAUCCACGACGAGUGCAUCUGGUGCAUCCCUGCUCAUUGCAAUCCAAAUCUGA